AUGAGACCUCAAGCCAUAUUGCCAGACGCCCUCUCCGCUGUGGGUGAGACGCCGCUCAUUCAACUGAACCGGAUCCCACAGUCAGAGGGCAUCAAGUGCAACGUCAUGGUCAAGUGCGAGUUCUUCAAUGCGGGCGGUAGCGUCAAGGACCGCAUCGCUCGUCGCAUGCUUCUCCAGGCCGAACAGGACGGCACCCUUAUCCCGGGCAAGUCGGUCGUCAUCGAACCCACCAGCGGCAACACGGGCAUCGGUCUGGCCCUCGCCUGUGCCAUUCGAGGCUACCGCUGCAUCAUUGUUCUCCCCGAAAAGAUGUCGGCCGAAAAGGUUAACACGCUUCGUGCGCUGGGCGCCGAAGUGAUCCGCACUCCCACCGAAGCUGCUCAUGAUGAUCCUCGUUCCAACAUCAUGGUCGCUCGUCGUCUCGCCAAGUCGAUGCCCAAUGCCGUCAUCUUGGACCAGUACAACAACCCCAACAACCCCACCGCUCAUUGGGCCACUGCCGAGGAGAUCAUUCAAGCCAUCAAGGCCGGCCCUGCUCCUCCCUCCUCUACUUCACUCCUGCACGGCAUGGACUCUCUCUCGCUCACCAAUGACAAGGAGCCGCUCGAUUCGGCCAACGCGCGCCCUCUCACUCCUGAUUCCAACCGCGGCGCCGACGAGCUCAACGGCUCCACCCAGACUUUUUCGAACAAGGUGGAUGUCUUUGUGGCCGGUGUAGGCACCGGUGGCACCAUUAGCGGUAUUGCUUCGCGUCUCAAGCGAGCUGACCACAACCCAGACUGCUUUGUGCUCGGUGUGGACCCGAUCGGCUCGGAUCUGGCUCUGCCUGUCUCGCUCAACGCGCUUCCCGAGGGCAGCGAUGGCUCGUACAAGGUCGAGGGCAUCGGCUACGAUUUUGAUCCCAACACGCUCAACAAGAAGGUGAUUGACGAGUGGUACAAGACCGAGGACGAGCAGAGCUUUGUCUACGCGCGUCGUCUGAUCAAGGACGAAGGCAUUCUCGCCGGAGGCUCCUCGGGUGCCGCGGUCAAUGCGGCGAUCAACUGGCUCAAGCCCGGUGGUGCCGGUUGGGACAAGUUUGGCUCCAAGGCUGGUCUCAACGCCGUCGUCGUUUUGCCUGACAGCAUCCGAAACUACAUCACCAAGCCUUGGCUGGUUUCGGAGGCCAAGGCUGAACGUCGCCAGGACGAGAUUGACUUUGACCACUUUCAGUAG
Messenger RNA from Mycosarcoma maydis (corn smut), 1215 nucleotides. RefSeq lists its product as uncharacterized. The record is from RefSeq and is a predicted model, not a curated record. Lineage: Eukaryota; Fungi; Basidiomycota; Ustilaginomycetes; Ustilaginales. The transcript has a single exon. The coding region runs from base 1 to 1215 and encodes 404 amino acids. Gene Ontology annotation, cellular component: cytoplasm. Gene Ontology annotation, molecular function: cysteine synthase activity; cystathionine beta-synthase activity.